AUGAAAUCGCACAGCCUUGUUCCCAAGAGAGUCCUGGACGUCUUUGGAAUCAACCGCGAGGCGCCGCUCAAGGCGCUCCCCGGUGGCAGUCUCGUCUGCUACCUGGCUGGCGCGGACGUCGUCUUCCGGCCAUCCGAAGACGAUGCUGAAUCGGAGCAAAUCGCCCAAAUCAUCACGAAAUUGAGGGGAAUCAUGCCAGCCGGCGCAGGAUACCGCGUAAGCCGGCCCAUUCCCGUGGCGUCGUGUCCGACGCAGUUCGUUUGCGACGGCUGGACGGCGUGGUCGUUCUUGUCAGGCCAAGGACGGGACACGACCGUCUGGUCCGAGUCGCUGGACGCAUGCCGCGCAUUUCACAGGGAUAUCGUACGCAUCGGCCUCGACAAGCCCGAGUUCCUCGACCGUCGGCUGAACCGCUUCCGCCAGGCGGAUCGGGUCGCGUGGGGGGAGACAGCGCUGGAGAUGCUGCCAAAGGUGACAGAUCAAAAUGUGCUCUCGCGAAUAAGACGCCCACUUGCAAGGCUUGCGGAACUCAAACGGCCGUUUGAGAGCCCGCUGUCGGAGCAGCUGGUCCACGGCGAUAUCGGCGGGAACAUACUGUUCGAGAGCGGCGGCCAGCCGCCCGGUAUUAUCGACAUGACGUUUUACUGGCGCCCGGCCGGGUACGCCGCUGCGAUCAUGGUCGCUGACGGGCUGCUGUGGGAGAAGGAGGGUGAGAAGCUUGUCAGAAUGUACGGUACGGAUGCAGACAGCACUCAGCUCCUCGUGAGAGCGCUACUUUUCCGUAUUGUGACUUGGGCGAUUGACUUGCCGGUGAUGAGUGAGUCUUCUGACCGACAGUGGGGGGAGAGAAUGCUUCCGCUCGUGGACUUUGAUGGUGCCGUUGAUACUGUCAGUAAAUUUGUUGUCUAG
Cordyceps fumosorosea ARSEF 2679 is the source of this 909-nucleotide messenger RNA. Its product is annotated as Aminoglycoside phosphotransferase. The record is from RefSeq and is a predicted model, not a curated record. Lineage: Eukaryota; Fungi; Ascomycota; Sordariomycetes; Hypocreales; Cordycipitaceae. The transcript has a single exon. Bases 1 to 909 code for a protein of 302 amino acids.